AUGGUACAAUCAUACAAGACCCCAUUGUCCAAGUCCAGCCCCGCAGAGCAGAUUAAGGCCUCUGUAUCCCAUUAUAACGGACUGCGCGAAGCAGGUUCACCGGGGCUGAGCCAAGCGUGCCCCCACCUCUCUCCGCGAAGAAAGCCUCCUCCGACUCUACUAUCUGUAUCACAGCCUGACAUCAGACCGCGCGCCGUAUCUGCCCAUAGUAUUGGAGCAAGCUUCGUCACCAGCAAUAGCAAGGCAAACACGGGCAGGAGAAAAGGUAGCGAUCAGUGGCAGACUUUGGUUGGUAUCCCGCAAAUAUGUCCCGUUGGUCAUUCCUGCACAGAUCCCCCGCUUCGUCCCCCCUCGCCAGCAAGUUCUGCUUCCUCAUAUCAGACGGCGUUAACGACCAUACAAGAUUCGACUCCCUAUCUGGAUGCUCGCGAGUUGCCCCUCACAGAGGACAUCCCAACUCUCGAGCCUUCCAUCGCCCAGUUCACGUGGAACGAGAGUGUGCCAAAUCGUCCCUCCAAACCCUCAUCCCGCUCGCGUUCCCGCUCGCCUCAUUCAAGAGCUCCCCCCUCGACUGGGAUAGAGUCCACGCCCAAGGAGCCCCGUUUACAAUCAAAGCCGUCGCAGAUGUUGCUCGAUUAUCGGGCUACCCCCACACCUCCAAGCAAUGGUGCCCCGCCAUUUCCCUGCGCCGAAGAGACGCAGACAACACUCCUUGCUUGGCAGAACGAAAGAGAGAUGGAAGACCGUGUUUCGUUCGCGCGCACGCAUCAUCCAACAGCUGUUGAGGACCUGUACAUCUUCGGCUCCCCAAAAAACAAAACUGCCAUCGAAGAAUCAUUCCGGGUCUUCCCGAAACUCGAGAGUGUAUUCUGCCACGCCACGCUAGUCGACGAGUCCGUUAUCAGGACUUUUCAGAGGCGCCAUUGGGAGUUGAUCUCGCUGGAGGGGUGUACCACCCAUUUCGACGCGCAGUUGAUUAACGGGCGCAUCACUGCGAAGGCCUUGGCGUUCACUCAUAAAUGGGCAGAAACUGACAACCCAAAGCCUUGGUUGGGCGCGGUAAAUUGGGAAGAUGUUCGGACUCUUCGCCUGGAACCCUUGCACGUCUGUCGUGUUUUCCUGUCGAACCUAUCGUUUGGGAAGCGGUUGACAUUCGUGCGGCAGCUCAGCAUCUCCUUUCCUCCAGGGAUGUAUAUCGAAUGGUGCGGGUUGAUGUCCUGCCUCACACGCGUCCAAGACCUCCGUAUACUGCCCAACGCGGCCAACGAUCUCCCUAUCAUCCCUUCUUCUUUCCUACCUGCGCUUCAAUCGUUUCACGGGCCCAUCAGCGCUGUUAAGCACUACGCUGCCGCAAAGCACUUGAAGCGCCUCAAUCUAUAUGGCAACGAAGCUGACGGCGGUUGCGACGUUGCAGAGAUCCGAGAAGCAAUACAAUUAUCUGCGGAGGAAUGGCGUAACUUGGAGCACCUCGAACUACGCGUUCACCGUCCGACGGAAGAACUCUAUCAGGACAUACGUUCGACAUUCAAGCACCUCAACACGCUCGUCAUCACGGUCACUGAUGGCCCGCAUCCUCAGAUCCUUGACGGCAAUCAGGUUCUUCCUUCCAUCGAAUCGUUGAGGGUUGGAGCGAGUGUUUGCCACGUAGAACUGCACCAUCAGGUAUGGCUCCAGGCGGAAAGGGAACAGUUCCAUAAAGCAUGUAUCAGCGCCAUCGACCGUAUGCAAGACCUUGGGCAAUUGGCCACGGCUGUUUUCACCUCGAGGAGUCUGUUCUCCCUUCUGGAUCAAACACCCGAAGUGGCCGCUGUACUUGAACCCCAAAAUCUGAGAUGGGAGGCAACUGAGUGA
Pleurotus ostreatus (oyster mushroom) is the source of this 1851-nucleotide messenger RNA. RefSeq lists its product as uncharacterized. Lineage: Eukaryota; Fungi; Basidiomycota; Agaricomycetes; Agaricales; Pleurotaceae. The transcript has 4 exons. The coding region runs from base 1 to 1851 and encodes 616 amino acids. The record is from RefSeq and is a predicted model, not a curated record.